UAAUCAAAGUUUGACUUUUGCUUAGUAACGAUAUCGACUUAAAAGAGAAAACAACGUUUUUAAGUACAACUGCAUAUAUUUUUUGCUGUUACUUUGUUGUUAAGACUGUUCUGUUUGUUUUAUUUUAAUGACGAUGGAUAAAAAUACAAUUGAUCCAGCCAAAUCAAUUCCAACGUUUUACGCUGGACAAAGUAUAUUUUUGACAGGCGCGACAGGAUUUCUGGGCAAAGUAUUCAUCGAGAAAGUACUGAGAUCUUGCCCGGAUAUUCGAGAAAUAUUUAUAUUAAUGCGUCCGAAAAAAGGACUGAGCCUUAAUGAAAGACUCGAAAAAAUGUUAAACUUACCGUUAUACGAUAAAUUACGAGAGAAACAACCUUUAAUUUUCAAGAAAUUAAUUGUUGUUUCUGGUGAUACCAGUCAAGAAAAUUUAGGAUUGUCAGCUGUCGAUAGACAAAUGUUAACUGAAAGAGUGACUAUAACAAUUCAUAACGCGGCAAGCGUGAAAUUUAACGACAGUUUAAAGUACGCCAUUCUUACUAAUACCAGAUCAACGAGAGAUAUAUGUAUCUUAGCUGAAAGUAUGAAGAAUCUAAUGGCCCUAGUAUAUAUUAGCACAGCAUAUGCACAUUUGGAUAAUCCGUUUAUAGAGGAAAAGGUGUAUCCGCCUAUAGCCAAUUGGCGGAAAAUGAUCAAAAUGGCGGAGUCAUUGGAUGAGCAUAUCUUGAAUGUUUUUACAGCUAAAUGCUUGAAUAAUAUUCCCAAUACAUAUAUAUUCUCGAAAAUCUUAGCAGAGAGUGUAAUACAGGAAUAUUCCUCAUCUUUGCCUUGUGCGAUUGUGAGACCAUCCAUGGUUAUCCAUGGAAUAAUGGAUCCAAUUCCAGGAUGGAUAGAUAAUUUUAAUGGUCCUGUAGGGUUUUAUUGUUUCGGCGGCAAAGGAUUGUUACGGGUAGUCUAUGCUAGUAACUAUAUUUCACAAAAUCAUAUACCAAUAGAUACUGUCAUCAACAUUAUAAUUCUCGUAAUCUGGAAACUUGGAUUGACAAAGUACGAUCAUCAAUUUAUAUGUAUUAUAUAUACCCUAUAUAUACACACAUAUAUAUGUAUGUAUAAUAUGCAACAUAGGAUAUUGGAACUGCAGAGGAAAGCAUAUGUGAGCAACCGUGCUGUGCAACAUUUUACACGUAACGAAUGGAAAUUUGAUAAUACAAAUAGUCAAGAUCUAAUGUUAGUAAUACCAUCUGAUAACCGAAAAAUGUUCUCGAUCGAUCUGUCUGACAUGGAUAUGACAAAAUAUUUGAGAAAUGCAAUAAUAGGUGCCAAAAUAUAUCUUCUGCACGAAGACAUGAAUCGAUUAGAAGCAGCCAAAGCACAUCGUAAAAAGUAAGUGUAAAAGUAACGAAACAUUGUUU
Molecule: messenger RNA, 1409 nt
Organism: Formica exsecta
Lineage: Eukaryota; Metazoa; Arthropoda; Insecta; Hymenoptera; Formicidae
Product: fatty acyl-CoA reductase 1-like
Exons: 8
Coding region: 128-1384 (418 amino acids)
Biological process (GO): long-chain fatty-acyl-CoA metabolic process
Cellular component (GO): peroxisome
Molecular function (GO): alcohol-forming very long-chain fatty acyl-CoA reductase (NADP+) activity
Source: RefSeq, a predicted model, not a curated record